Molecule: messenger RNA, 978 nt
Organism: Aspergillus pseudotamarii
Lineage: Eukaryota; Fungi; Ascomycota; Eurotiomycetes; Eurotiales; Aspergillaceae
Exons: 2
Coding region: 435-656 (73 amino acids)
Source: RefSeq, a predicted model, not a curated record
UGGGUCUACAGCGGUAGUUAGUAACUCUAUCCCAAUUACUGCACAACGGUAACGGUCCCUGGACCAAAUGUGAGGUGGUUUUAGUAAUCAUGAAAUUCAUUAACGUAACCCUCGGGGAUAUUAAUUAGGUAUACUUCCUUGUUGCUCUAUAAUCAAUCAUGGAUUUUUUAACAUGGACACCUAACACCCGUACCUCAAUAUGUCUCAAAAUGCUCUGGUUGUAUCCCCCUGUGUCGGGCUAAGGAGAGCAUCUUGUAGCUUAUUUUAUAUAAACCCCUCUGCAGCUAAGAAAACAGUACAUACGCCCAUAGGUCUUGGAGCAUAGGGCUUCCCGUCCGCUCAGCCGUACUUAAGCCACAGUCCACUAUGAUACUCGAUAGGCUCACUUACCGUUAUUUUUCUGAACUACCCGGAUGAGAUUAUCUUAAAAGCGUAUGGAUAUCCACAUCGUUUUGGGAAUCAGGCCGGGCCGACAUGGUCAAAGUCGCAUCGUCUGUGUUGGAAGGAUCAAGCUCGAUCGGCCUCGGUUUAUCUAUUGGUUAUUUUGGGGGUUGAUGGCCUCGAGUCCGCUGUCUGUGUUUAUGAAAUUUGCUUCGUAUUUCCUACUCGAUUGGAAUCGGAGGUGGUCUAUCUUGAAAAAUCAUAUACUCGACUGAAGUAUCGCUUUACGAAUGCUUUUGCGGUUUGGACCGCCACUUUCUCAUUUACUAGUGAUAGUGAUGCUGUUCGUAUAUUAACACUAGGCCUCUUUAUAUUCCUCACUGACGGUAUACUCCGGGCACAAUAUCUCUUCCCAUUGACCGCAGCAGAGUACACAGCCUAGAGGGUGAAAGGUGUAGCCAUGGCUUGCUGUACGGUCUCUGCACUCUUUCUAGUCUUGACACUCAAUGGGGAAUGCGACUGGCCAAUGGAAUCAGUGUUAUGGAACGCAUCACAUUAAUAUUCAUUGAAAUUCCGAUUCGUUGGUAUCCUAUUCCC